AUGCAUUUCUCCUUUGCAACUGUCCUCGCCGUCAUCGCUACUUUAGUAGCAUCAAGCUCUGCCAUCCCCUCUAGGGUACGGACGAAAAGCACACGGCCAUGGGGUGGUGACAUGGUGCUAAUAAAUCACUUUCGUGAACAGCUCGAAGACGGACCAGCCGACUGCUAUCUCGCAGCUUUAUGCUUAGAUCCACGUUAUGUUCGCGCUGUGCCCGAUAUCCUCACAUCGCCAACUUACGUCCGAGUUCUCAAGUACCUCAAGAUUGUGAUUGAAGCCGAGUUCAAGUCCCAACACAACCCCGCUCUCAAAGGAAAAACAGCUGCCGAUGUUCGCGAAGCUUUCGUGCACCAGUUCGAGCGCUAUGUGAAAGGACAGUACCCGUUUGACACAAUGAUUACCAAAGGCCUUGUUUAA
Molecule: messenger RNA, 414 nt
Organism: Suillus discolor
Lineage: Eukaryota; Fungi; Basidiomycota; Agaricomycetes; Boletales; Suillaceae
Exons: 5
Coding region: 1-414 (137 amino acids)
Source: RefSeq, a predicted model, not a curated record